CAAUGGCGACGGAGUCAUCGGAGGGAGAAGAGGAUGCGAAGCUGACGGGAGGGAACCAGCUGCUGGUAGUCGACGACGAUCUCAGAGAAAUGGGCAAGAAGGCUGCUUGGAGUGUCAGCUCCUGCAAGGCCGGCAAUGGCGUUUCGUCUCUCCGUGACGACAAUCUCGACACCUACUGGCAAUCCGACGGUGCGCAGCCUCAUUUGGUGAACGUUCAAUUCCAGAGGAAAGUGAAGCUCCAACUUGUUGUUCUCUAUGUGGAUUUCAAGCUUGAUGAGAGCUAUACGCCGUGUAAGAUCUCAAUCCGAGCUGGCGACGGCUUUCACAACUUGAAGGACAUAAAAACUGUGGAGCUUGAUAAGCCAACGGGUUGGGUUCAUAUAUCACUGUCUGGAAAUGAUCCAAGGGAAACUUUUGUCAACACUUUUAUGCUGCAAAUCUCUGUGUUAUCGAAUCACCUGAAUGGGAGAGACACUCACGUGCGCCAGAUCAAAGUUUACGGCCCUCGACCGAACCCUAUUCCGCAUCAGCCGUUUCAGUUUACUUCAAGGGAGUUCAUUACCUAUUCUACUGUGAGAUGAGAAAUGUGAUCCGACGAAGAAACAAAGAGACGGGAAAUGCCGGACCUUGAACUGAAACUGGACGGAAUCCCUAAACCACAUUCUAAGCGCCGCGAGGAAGUUUCUCUUUGUAAUAUUUGUAACAUUUUGAAUCUCCGAUGUAAUGUUCACCGGCAAUGAACUGAUGUUUGAUACAUUCAUUACAUAAUUUGAAUUUUCAACCGAGUUCUCUAA
This is a messenger RNA of Pyrus x bretschneideri (Chinese white pear), 794 nucleotides long. RefSeq names its product anaphase-promoting complex subunit 10. The record is from RefSeq and is a predicted model, not a curated record. The transcript has 6 exons. Gene Ontology annotation, biological process: anaphase-promoting complex-dependent catabolic process; protein K11-linked ubiquitination. Gene Ontology annotation, cellular component: anaphase-promoting complex. The coding region runs from base 3 to 581 and encodes 192 amino acids. NCBI's taxonomy places the organism in Eukaryota, Viridiplantae, Streptophyta, Magnoliopsida, Rosales, Rosaceae.